This is a messenger RNA of Corvus hawaiiensis (hawaiian crow), 568 nucleotides long. It is a transcript of the gene LGALS1, whose product is annotated as galectin 1. Gene Ontology annotation, molecular function: laminin binding; carbohydrate binding. Bases 101 to 505 code for a protein of 134 amino acids. The record is from RefSeq and is a predicted model, not a curated record. NCBI's taxonomy places the organism in Eukaryota, Metazoa, Chordata, Aves, Passeriformes, Corvidae. The transcript is spliced from 4 exons.
GUUCUCCAUCUAUUUAAAGGCAAGGGAGUGGCUCUAGGAGCUACUCGCCUGGGACCCUUGCACCUCGGCAGAGAGGAGCAUUACCCUGCAGAGCGGCACCAUGUCUUGUGGACCAGUGUGCACCAACUUGGGUCUCAAGCCUGGCCAGCGCCUCACUGUCAAGGGGAAAAUUGCACCAAAUGCCAAGAGCUUUGUGAUGAAUCUGGGCAAGGAUGCUACCCUCCUUGGACUUCACUUCAAUCCCCGUUUUGAUGCUCACGGCGAUGUGAACACUAUCGUGUGCAACUCAAAGAAGGUGGAAGAGUGGGGUGCAGAGCACAGGGAGACUGUCUUUCCUUUCCAGAAAGGGGGCACAGCAGAGAUCACUUUUGGUGUCAACCAAAAUGAUGUGACAGUCCACCUGCCAGGCCACCAGUUCACGUUCCCUAACCGGCUUAAUCUCUCUGUCUUUGACUACUUUGAUACACAAGGGGACUUCACACUCCAGUCCCUCAGCUGGGAAUAACUUCCUCUGACACCUCCAUCUCAAAGAUACAGAAAAAGCAAUCAAUAAAUAAAUUUUGGUGUA